AUGGCAGACUUGUCUAUCAAUGUUGACGUCUUCUUCUCUCUAAAGGGUAUUGCGGAUGAACAACUUGCCAGAGCAGAGCUAGAACGGGGGCGUAAGAGGGAUCGUCAGAGUGAGGAGCCAAGUGUUGCAGGCCUAGCUAAAAGACGUCGGUCGGUUUCUACAACGUCCUCCAGAUCCAUUUCUACAAUCUCCACGAACAUGUCAAGAUCUCCUUCUCCCCACCGGUCCUACACCGCGAAAAGGAAGGUAACACGAUCUCCCAGCCCAAACGACAGAGCAGCUCCAAGUCAGAGACACAAGGAUGUUUCCCGUUCGCCAACACCAACAAGGACUGCUAGCGAGCGCGAAAAGAAGAGAAGAAGAGACUCAUAUUCCUCUACUGGAUCAUACGUCUCAGACAAUCGGUAUGAAAACAGACGCCCCUCAAGAGAGCGAGGAAGUAGUCGAAGUACUCGGCGACGAUAUCAGCAGGUGAGCCCUCCAUUGAGGGGCAGGACUACAGAGAGCAGGAGCCCACGGAGAGGACGCGGUGGAAGAUUAAAUGAGCUAGAAGAGCCUGGGCCCGGAAGGACUGUUGGUAAACCACCGCCACGCAACGAUUUUAAAAACGAGCAGGCCCCGGCGAGACAGAGAAGUUUAAGUCCAUUCAGCAAAAGGCUUGCAUUGACGCAGUCUAUGAACAUGGGUAGAUGA
Messenger RNA from Glarea lozoyensis ATCC 20868, 693 nucleotides. RefSeq lists its product as uncharacterized. The coding region runs from base 1 to 693 and encodes 230 amino acids. The record is from RefSeq and is a predicted model, not a curated record. The transcript is spliced from 2 exons. Lineage: Eukaryota; Fungi; Ascomycota; Leotiomycetes; Helotiales; Helotiaceae.